Molecule: messenger RNA, 991 nt
Organism: Phialemonium atrogriseum
Lineage: Eukaryota; Fungi; Ascomycota; Sordariomycetes; Cephalothecales; Cephalothecaceae
Exons: 3
Coding region: 1-576 (191 amino acids)
Biological process (GO): protein phosphorylation
Molecular function (GO): ATP binding; protein kinase activity
Source: RefSeq, a predicted model, not a curated record
AUGGUACUCCUUCGCAUGGUCACCAUCACGGUGGUGACCGUCACCAUGGUUCCGGUCACCAUGGUCCCCCACAUGGCGGCUUCCCAGCUGAAGAUUGAGGCUUCCGUGGCGUCAAAUUCCGGUCUGUUCCAGCUCCAAGUAGCCCGAUCUCUUGCCGCUCAGCUCGCCAUCGCCGUCGGCAACAUCCACGAUCAUGGAUACGUCCAUGGAGAUCUAUAUCUCGGCAACGUCCUCCUCCAAUUGCUAUCAGGUCUUGAUUACCCAUCGGAGGAACAGCUGUACGAGAAAUUUGGGGCGCCUGAACCCAAGCCGGCCCAGCGAGACGGAACGCCACUUCCACCCGGGGUUACAUCACACGUCAUCUCGCCGGUCUGGCUUGGCGAGCCGAGCGAGAAAAUCGCACUUGCUGAUGCGAAGCUCGUGCCCGCCGACUUUGGGGUCGCCUUCUGCCCCUCGCAAGAAUCGAGGUACGAGUCCCACACACCGCUCGAAAUCCGGACUCCAGAAGCUCGGUUUGAGCCGACAAAGCCCUUGUCUUUUGCGUCCGAUAUCUGGAGUCUCGCCUGCUCCAUAUAGGCUAUCCUCGGCCAGAGAUUGUUAUUCGACGGCCUGCUGGCGACACAAGAUGACAUGACGUGCGAGCAGGUCGACGCACUUGGCCUUCUGCCACUCGAGUUGUGGGGGAAAUGGGAAAUGCGGUCGAGACAGUUCACCAGAGAAGGUCAACCCCUGGAGGGUCGAUCCGUGUGGUCAUGGAACUAGCGCUUUGAAGACAGCAUACAGGAGCCACGAGGCGAUAAAGGCAUGACGAUUCUUAAUGUGGGGGAGGGAUGCUCUGUUCGUGAUGGUACGGUGGGUGCUGGCAUUCAGGCCUGGUGAUCGGCCGAGUGCCAAGGAAGCUCUAGAGACUGCGUGAAUGAGGGAAGGGCUCUCCCUUCCACCGCUGCAAUAUCUUGAUGAGAAACUGUGGCUGGCGAUCUAAUUCGGGUAG